This is a messenger RNA of Diaporthe batatas, 823 nucleotides long. RefSeq lists its product as uncharacterized. Gene Ontology annotation, cellular component: nucleus; cytoplasm. The transcript is spliced from 3 exons. The record is from RefSeq and is a predicted model, not a curated record. Lineage: Eukaryota; Fungi; Ascomycota; Sordariomycetes; Diaporthales; Diaporthaceae. The coding region runs from base 247 to 735 and encodes 162 amino acids. Gene Ontology annotation, molecular function: protein binding.
CUGUACUUUGCAGGCUCAGUUGACAGACAGACAGCAUUUACCUGAGUGAGUGAGUGAGCGAGUGGGUCGCAAGCUCAACCUCAUUGUCCAGUUCUCACCAAUAAUCAGCUAACCACUACUGCUUCGUACACAGUACAGUGGCAUCAUAAACAACAACGUCCAUACAUACAACAACAAACCCACCCACCCACCAAUCCCAACCACACCUCCCCUCCAACACAACACACACACACACACACACACAACAUGAGCAACGAACUCACAUCGGCGACGGCCUUCUCGCCCUCGCUCGAGGCCAUCCGCCUCGCGGCGCAGAUGUACAACGCCGCCCGCGAGGGCAACAAGCAGGUCCUCGAGGAGGCCAUCGCCACGGGCCUGCCGGCCAACCUCACAAACGAGAAGGGUGACACACUGCUCAUGCUGGCGGCGUACUACGGCCAUGCGGAGCUGGUCAGGUUCCUCAUCCAGAACGGGGCCGACCCCAACCGGCUGAACGACAAGCGCCAGAGCCCGCUGGCUGGUGCUGUCUUUAAGAGGCUGGAUGAUGUUGUAGAGGUCCUCGUAGAGGGCGGCGCAGACCCAGACUACGGCACCCCGUCGGCCCUCCAGUGCAUCGUCAUGUUCAAGCAGGAGGACAAGUGGAGGGCAAAGUUCGAGUCCGCCCCCGGCCGGGGCAAGGCCUCGGAGCCUGAGGCGGAGGCGCAGGAGGAGAGGGCCCCCGAGCGGAUGAAGUAGACCCCGUUGAACCCACACACAGCCUGCCGAUUGAAUUGUCUUUUUUUCUUUUCUAGCAUGGCAUCAAUGGAAUUGUUCUUUUUUGAAA